Dermatophagoides pteronyssinus (European house dust mite) is the source of this 7646-nucleotide messenger RNA. It is a transcript of the gene cac, whose product is annotated as calcium voltage-gated channel subunit cacophony. The record is from RefSeq and is a predicted model, not a curated record. Gene Ontology annotation, biological process: chemical synaptic transmission; calcium ion import across plasma membrane. Gene Ontology annotation, molecular function: calcium ion binding; high voltage-gated calcium channel activity. Lineage: Eukaryota; Metazoa; Arthropoda; Arachnida; Sarcoptiformes; Pyroglyphidae. Gene Ontology annotation, cellular component: voltage-gated calcium channel complex; membrane.
UUAAUUUUUUUUCUGAUUCGGAUAAACACUGUAUUUGAAUAUGCUGUCCUACUUACUAUCAUUGCCAACUGUGUGGUGCUUGCAUUGGAAGAGCAUCUACCAGACAAAGAUCGUACGCCUUUAUCACUUAAAUUGGAAACAUCGGAGCCUUAUUUUUUAGGAAUAUUUUGUGUUGAAGCAACAUUAAAAAUAUUGGCAUUAGGUUUUAUUCUACAUAAAGGAUCAUAUCUUAGAAAUGUUUGGAAUAUAUUGGAUUUUAUAGUCGUAUUGACUGGCCUGAUUACAUUCUGCAUACCGACCGAUAUAAAAGUAUUAGGUGGUGUAGAUCUUAAAACAUUACGUGCAAUACGUGUAUUAAGACCAUUAAAAUUGGUAUCAGGUGUACCAAGUUUACAAGUGGUUUUAAAAUCAAUAAUCAAAGCAAUGGCACCAUUAUUACAGAUUGGUCUAUUAGUUUUAUUUGCAAUUGUUAUAUUUGCCAUAAUAGGUCUUGAUUUUUAUGAAGGAGCUUUACAUAAAACAUGCUAUCUACUGCCAGAUAAAGUUGAUAUUGAAAAAGAAGGUGGUGAACAUGAAACACCAUGUACAAUGUUAACCGAUCCAGAUAAAACACCAAAAGGUGCAUAUGUUUGUCCAAAUACAUCGAUUUGUCGUGAAGGAUGGGAAGGACCAAAUUAUGGCAUUACCAGUUUUGAUAAUAUAUUUUUCGCAAUGUUAACCGUUUUUCAAUGUAUUACUAUGGAAGGUUGGACAGCAAUUUUAUAUUGGACAAAUGAUGCACUUGGUAGUACUUAUAAUUGGAUAUAUUUUGUUCCAUUAAUCAUAUUGGGAUCAUUUUUUAUGCUCAAUCUUGUUCUUGGUGUUUUGAGUGGUGAAUUUGCAAAAGAAAGAGAAAGAGUUGAAAAUCGUCAAGCAUUUUUAAAAUUACGUAGACAACAACAAUUAGAACGUGAAUUAAAUGGUUAUGUUGAAUGGAUUUGUAAAGCAGAAGAGGUUAUCCUUGCAGAAGAACGUACAACCGAAGAAGAAAAAAUGCACAUUAUUGAAGCAAGACGUCGUGCUGCUGCCAAACGUAAAAAGCUAAAAAAUAUGCAUAGUAAAAGUACCGAUGAAGAAGAUGAAGAUGAAGAUGAAGAAGAUGAAGCUGUAGUGCCUUCCAAAGUGAUGAAAGGAUUUUCACGUGCAACUUAUCUACAUUCAAAGAUAAAAAAUAAAGGUGCUUGUAAAGCAUUUUGGCGACAAGAAAAACGUUUUCGAUUGGCCGUACGUCGUGGUAUCAAAACACAAGCAUUUUAUUGGUUUGUAAUAUUAUUGGUUUUUCUUAACACUGCCUGUGUUGCUGUUGAACAUAAAGGACAACCAGAAUUUUUAACACAAUUUUUAUAUAUUGCUGAAUUUGUAUUUCUUGGCCUAUUCAAUUGUGAAAUGUUGAUCAAAAUGUAUGCACUUGGAUUGAAAGAAUAUUUCUCUUCUGCAUUCAAUCGUUUUGAUUGUAUGGUUAUUAUUGGUUCAAUAUUUGAAGUAAUAUGGUCAGAAUUUAAAGGUGGAUCUUUUGGAUUUUCUGUAUUACGUGCAUUACGUUUGUUACGUAUUUUUAAAGUUACAAAAUAUUGGUCAUCAUUAAGAAAUUUAGUCAUUUCAUUACUUGCCUCAAUGCGUUCAAUUAUAUCAUUAUUAUUUUUAUUAUUUUUAUUCAUAUUAAUAUUUGCCUUAUUAGGCAUGCAAUUAUUUGGUGGUGCAUUUAAUUUUGAAGAUGAAACACCUGCUGCAAAUUUUAAUACAUUUGCUAUUGCACUGUUAACAGUAUUUCAAAUAUUAACCGGUGAAGAUUGGAAUGAAGUUAUGUAUAAAGCAAUUGAAUCACAAGGUGGUAUACAUCAUGGUGGAAUGAUUUAUAGUGUUUAUUUUAUUAUUCUGGUAUUGUUUGGUAAUUAUACAUUAUUAAAUGUAUUUUUGGCUAUUGCUGUUGAUAAUUUAGCUAAUGCACAAGAAUUGACAGCAGCUGAAGAAGAAGAAGCUGAAGUUGAUCGUGAACGUGAAAAUCUUGAUUUAGAUCAAAUAAAAUCCAAAUCAGAUGAUUUAGUACCUGCGGUUAAUAUUUGUCCACCAUCACCACUUGGUGCUGGUGGUGGCGCAGGUGGUGGUGGUGCAAAAGCAGGUAGCCGUACUGAUCUACAUAAAAUUGAAUAUGAAUUAGUUAAAGUUAAGAAAAAAGAUGAUGAUGAUUUGUUUGAUGAUGAUGAUGAACCAUCCGGACCAAAACCAAUGCUUCCAUAUUCAUCAAUGUUUAUAUUUUCAUCAUCCAAUCCAAUACGUGUGUUUUGCCAUUUUAUAACCAAUAUGAAAUAUUUUGAUGCAUUUAUAAUGGUUAUUAUAACAUUAAGUAGUAUUGCAUUAGCAGCUGAAGAUCCUGUUGAUGAAAAUGCUUAUAUUAAUAGUAUUUUAAUUUAUUUUGAUUAUGCAUUUACUGGUGUAUUUGCAAUCGAAAUGGUAUUAAAAGUAAUUGAUCAAGGUAUAUUUUUACAUCCUGGUUCAUAUUGUCGUGAUUUUUGGAAUAUUUUGGAUUCUAUUGUUGUUAUUUGUGCACUUUGUGCAAUUGCAUUUACAUAUCUUGGUGAUGCAAGUCCAGGUACAAAAGGUGCUGCAUCCAGUCUUAGUGUUAUAAAAUCAUUAAGAGUACUGCGUGUAUUGCGUCCAUUGAAAACAAUAAAACGUGUACCAAAAUUAAAAGCCGUAUUUGAUUGUGUUAUAACAUCAUUGAAAAAUGUUUUCAACAUACUUAUUGUUUAUAUGUUAUUUCAAUUUAUAUUUGCUGUGAUAGCUGUACAAUUAUUUAAUGGUCGUUUUCAUUAUUGUACAGAUGAAUCAAAAUUAUUUGAAGAAGAAUGUCAUGGUGAAUUUUUUAUAUUUAGUUCAUCACAUGAACCACCACAAGUACGAAAACGUAUUUGGGAUCGUAGACAAUUUCAUUAUGAUAAUGUUAUAUCAGCAAUGUUAACAUUGUUUACAGUGCAAACUGGUGAAGGAUGGCCAACUGUAUUACAACAUUCAAUGGAUGCUGUAUAUGAAGAUCAUGGUCCAUUACCACGUUUUCGUAUUGAAAUGUCAUUAUUUUAUGUUAUAUUUUUUAUUGUCUUUCCAUUUUUUUUCGUCAAUAUAUUCGUUGCCUUAAUUAUUAUUACAUUUCAAGAACAAGGUGAAAAAGAGCUUGAAGAAGGUGAAUUAGAUAAAAAUCAAAAAUCUUGUAUUGAUUUUGCUAUACAAGCUAAACCAUUACAACGUUAUAUGCCAAAAGAUAAAGAUUCAUUAAAAUAUAAAAUAUGGCGUGUUGUUGUUUCAACGGCAUUCGAAUAUUUUAUUAUGGUAUUGAUCGUAUUGAAUACCAUAUUAUUAAUGAUGAAGUAUUAUCAACAAAGUCAUGAAUAUAAAUUAACAUUACAAUAUACAAAUGCUACAUUUACUGCCUUAUUUACAUUGGAAUGUAUGUUAAAAAUAACUGCAUUUGGCUGUAGGAAUUUUUUCAAAGAUUCAUGGAAUACAUUUGAUUUUAUAACUGUUUGUGGUAGUGUUGUUGAUGCAUUGGUUAUGGAAAUAACACUUAGUGCUGUUAAUAGCAAGGAUUUCAAUUUCAUAUCAGUCGGAUUUUUACGUUUAUUCCGUGCUGCACGUUUAAUUAAAUUAUUACGACAAGGUUAUACUAUUCGUAUUCUACUUUGGACAUUUAUACAAUCAUUUAAGGCUUUACCAUAUGUUUGUCUAUUGAUUGCAAUGUUAUUCUUCAUCUAUGCCAUUAUUGGCAUGCAGGUAUUCGGUAAUAUAGCCAUUGGUACCGAAUUUAAUCCCGAUUCUAGUCUAACACGUCAUAAUAAUUUUCGUACAUUCAUUCAAGGAUUAAUGUUAUUGUUCAGAUGUGCAACUGGUGAAUCAUGGCAAGCAAUAAUGUUAUCAUGUCGUUCCGGACGACCAUGUGAUCCAAAAGCCCGGCAAAAUGAUUCACAAAAAGAUAGCUGUGGUUCGGAUUUAGCUUAUUCAUAUUUUGUAACAUUUAUUUUUUUCUGUUCAUUUUUGAUGUUAAAUUUAUUCGUUGCUGUUAUUAUGGAUAAUUUUGAUUAUUUAACACGUGAUUCAUCAAUACUUGGUGCACAUCAUUUGGAUGAAUUUAUACGUGUUUGGGCUGAAUAUGAUCCAAAUGCAACUGGUUAUAUACAUUAUUCAGAAAUGUAUGAUAUGUUAAGAAAUAUGGAUCCACCAUUAGGUUUUGGUAAUAAAUGUCCAUAUCGUUUGGCAUAUAAAAAAUUAAUUCGAAUGAAUAUGCCGGUUACCGAAGAUGGUAAAGUAAAUUUUACAACAACAUUAUUUGCACUUAUACGUGAAAAUCUAAGUAUAAAAAUGCGUCCGGCUGAAGAAAUGGAUCAAGCAGAUAAAGAAUUACGACAUACAUUAGUAAAAUUAUGGCCAUUACAAGCGAAAAAAAUUAUCGAUAAAUUAGUACCACCAAAUUAUGAACUACGUAAUGGUCGUUUAACUGUUGGUAAAAUUUAUGCCGGUUUUUUAAUAUUAGAAAAUUGGAAAACAACACGUUUCGGUCAGAUACCUGGUGUUGGUCUUACGCGACCAUCAUUAUUACAACGUUUAAUGGGUGCCGUGCGUAAUCAAAAUCUACCACCUGAAGAACAAAAUUUCGAUGAAAUGGGUAUACAUCCUCGAAAAGGAUCGCUUAAAGAUCAUAGCGAAGAAAAUAAAUUGGAAAAAACAUUCAGCUUUAUACGUCGUGGUUCAAGUCGUAAACAUAAGGAUAAACAUUCAAUUGAUGAUGAGGAAGCUGGUGUUGUUAGUGCAUUGGCACAUUUAUCAACACAUUUACAUCCAGAUCAUUUAUCAUCAAGAAGAUCAUCAUUUCGUCGGAGACGUUCACGUUCACGUUCACCAUCCGUUCAUCCACAACGGCCACAAUCACCAUCAACAACACAAGCAUAUACUGAAGAUGAUGAACAACAUAAAUCACAACAACAACAAUCGAAAACAACAACAACAACAUCGAUAACAACAACAACAACAACAACAAGUGGUGAUCAAAUGAUAACAACAACGGCAACAACAACAACAACAAUUCCUGUUUGCACAACAGAACAAGAUCAUCAUCAACAACAACAACAACAACAAUUUGAUGAAUAUGGUCGACAACAACAACAACAUUCACCAUCAAAAUUACCCGAUCAACUUGGUUUUGCUGAUACUGUAUCGGAUUUAGUUGGAAUUGUUAAAUAUGAAACAUCCCGUAAAGGUCGAGCUAAAUGUAAAACAAAUGAAGAAUUUAGUUCACCAACAUUACCGGCUACUGGUGCUGGUAUAGGUGGCGUUGGUGGUUUAGUAAGACAUGGUAGUCAUCAUCGUCGUUCAUCAUCAUAUCGUUAUCGUGAACCAUGGCGUGGUCCACGUCCAGAAGAUCAAGGACCAAGUGAACCAUUAUUUCAUUAUCCACAUUCAAAACAAUAUUAUAUGCAAAGAUUACGACAAGCACAAGAAAUAAAUGGUGCGGGUGUUGGUGGUGUUGUUGAUGGUGAUUUUUUUAUUGGACAACCAAGUCCAUCAAGUUCAUUAGAAUAUCGUUCACAUAGUUCAAGGAUGGAUUUAGAUCGACCAAGUCGUAGUCCUAGUCCACAUCCAUUGGAUCCAACAAAAACUGAAUAUUAUGGAACAACAAAAUUAGAACAACGAUCACGUUCACCAAGUCCAUCAACACAAAUUCAACAACAACAACAACAACAACAGCAACAACAACAACAACAACAACAAUCAUCAUCAUCAUCAUCAAUACCAUUUCAAUUACAGUUACGUCGUUUUCCGGGAAGAUUUUUAAAUGGUGCAAAACGUCGUUUAUUACCAACAACACCGGGAAAUUUGCCAAAAAAUUUAUCCGAUCCAUCUGUUCAAAUUAAUUUCCCGUUAGUAUCACAUUCACCAACCAUUCCUAGUCGUACACCAGCUACAAUAAAUUUUCCAAAAUUAAAUGCAUCGCCAACACAUUUUUCAAAAACAUCGGGAGCUUUUAUUCUGGAUCCAGAACAACAACAACAACAACAACAAUUGCAACAACAACAACAAAUGGCCAUGCAAGCAAUGAUGAUGGAUCCUUCUCAACAACAAAUGCAGCAGCAACAACAACAACAAAUCGAUCCAUAUCAAAUGGCUCAACAACAACAACAACAAUUCGUCCAACAACAACAAUCAGAACAGACUCAACAACAACAACAACAACCACAGCAAACACAAUCAAUUGGAGCAAGUUUAUCAUCAUUAUUGGCACCAUUACGUAUGUUUAGCAGUCGAAGUAGCGUUUUACAACGUCAACAACAACAACAACAACAACAGCCGCAACAACAACAACAACAAGCAACUGUUGUUUGUCCAAUAACCCAACAACCUCAACAACAACAACAAUUUUCUAUUAUUCAACAACAACAACAACAACCACAGCCAAUAUUAAAUCAACAACAAACAAUUCCAGGUUCAACAAUAAUGAUAAAACGUGGUCUUCCACAACCACCUGGAUCAAGUUUAUUAUUAACACAACAGCCUACAUUAGAAACAUGGCCAGAAGAAGAUACAACAACAACAACAACAGCAAAUAUCACUGCCACAAUACAUGGUCAUCAUCAACACCAACAACAACAACAACAUUCAACACAGCCAAGUACCUCAUAUCAACCGAUAAUAUCCGGUUAUUCGGAUGAAAAUCUUCUUGGUACUGGUACAUCAGCUACUACUGCUAGUACUAGUCGAUUAUUACCAUCAACAUCAAUUACACAUCAACAACAACAACAAUCAUUAUUGUUGGAACAACAACAAAGACGUCGUGAUCGUAUGAAACAUUUUCGUUCAUCAACAUGGACUGAUGAUCGUCAUCAUCAUCUUGAUGAUAAUACUAAUAGCUAUGGAAUGACUGUACCACCCACAAGUGGAUUACGUCGUCGUCAACAGCCAAUGAUACCAACAUCGCAUCAUCAUCAUCAUCAUAUCAAACGUCCAUCAAGUGCCGGUGUAUUGAUGUCAACCGCUGCAGCAGCAGCAGCAGCCGCAUCCUCAUCUACAUCAUCCGCAAUGACCAAAUUACCAAGACGUAAAUUAUUUAUGCAAUCCGCAUCAAUAUCAUCAUGGCCAUAUCAACAACAACAACAGCAACAAUCAACAUCGACAGCAACAAGUCGUCGAAUUACACCACCAAUACCACGUGCACGUAGACGUGUACCAUUACAUCAAUUAUCAUUUCAUUCGGAUGGUGCUGUUACAGGUGGUGGUCGAUCAUCUGAUCAUUAUUAUCGUUCAUCACAUCAUCAUCAUUAUUUAACAUCAAGUUUACGUGAUUCAUAUGCUAUUGGUAGCGGUGAUGGUGAUGAUGGCGACGAUGACGACGACGAUGACGAUGAUGAUGAUGAUGAAGAUUGGUGUUGAAUUUAGUGUUGGAAUUUUUUUCUUUUUUUUUUUGUUAAAAAUUUUCUAUCCAAUUCGCCAUAACUCGCCACAUUAAACAAAACAAAGCGAAAAAUUCUAGGUUUACAAAAAAACUUUCUUAAAACUUUUUUUUCAUAAAAAUUCUCAUCAUUUCUUUUUGUACUGUAAUCCUUCCUUCCCUAAUUUUUUCAUUU